GCCGCACGGCGGGCAGGCAGCAGGCAGCAGGCAGCGGCCGCUGGGGCGUGGGGCCGCGCCUGGGAGGCGGCGGCGAACCGAACCGAACCGAGGUUGUGAGCUGUGCCCAAGCAGAGUGCUGAGAACAGCCCCUGGAAGCAGUCACGGGGUGACCGGCGGUCAUGACAACGGAGACAGGCCCUGGUUCGGAGGUGAAGAACGCCCAGGAGGAGGCUCAGCAGCAGCAGCAGCAGCUGGAGGUGGCUGCCCCAGGCCCCGCUGCUGCCAGCCCCGCCGGCCGUGAGGCCGAGGCCAGUGAGAGGUCCCUGGCACAGACCGAUGCCCGGAGCGUGGAGCUGGGCACAGAGAUGGAAGAGAAGGACUACAGUGAGACAGAUGGGCUGUCUGACAAAACAACCCCCAGCAAGACCCAGAAGUCACCCCAGAAAACCACCAAGAAGGUGAAGAGUGCCCUUUGCAGAGUGACCCUGCUCGAUGCCUCUGAGUACGAGUGUGAGGUGGUGAAACAUGCUCGAGGCCAGGUCCUCUUUGACAUGGUGUGCGAGCACCUCAACCUCCUGGAGAAGGAUUACUUCGGCCUCACCUUCUGCGACUCAGACAGCCAAAAGAACUGGCUGGACCCCUCCAAGGAGAUCAAGAAGCAGAUUCGCAGUGGGCCCUGGAACUUCGCCUUCACUGUGAAGUUUUACCCUCCAGACCCUGCCCAGCUCACGGAGGACAUCACAAGAUAUUAUCUGUGCCUGCAGCUCCGUGCAGACAUCAUCACGGGGCGUCUGCCCUGCUCCUUUGUUACCCAUGCCCUGCUGGGCUCCUAUGCUGUGCAGGCUGAGCUGGGGGAUUAUGAUGCUGAGGAGCAUGUGGGCAACUAUGUCAGCGAACUCCGCUUUGCCCCCAACCAGACACGGGAGCUGGAGGAGCGCAUCAUGGAACUGCACAAGACUUACCGGGGAAUGACCCCUGGAGAAGCAGAGAUCCACUUCCUGGAGAAUGCCAAGAAGCUCUCUAUGUAUGGGGUGGACCUGCACCACGCCAAGGACUCAGAGGGCAUUGAUAUCAUGCUGGGUGUCUGUGCCAAUGGCCUCCUCAUCUACAGGGACCGGCUGAGGAUCAACCGCUUUGCCUGGCCCAAGAUACUCAAAAUUUCCUACAAAAGGAGCAACUUCUACAUCAAGAUCCGCCCGGGUGAGUACGAGCAGUUUGAGAGCACCAUUGGCUUCAAGCUGCCCAACCACCGCUCUGCCAAGCGUCUCUGGAAGGUCUGCAUCGAGCAUCACACCUUCUUCAGGCUGGUGUCCCCAGAGCCACCCCCCAAGGGCUUCCUGGUGAUGGGCUCCAAGUUCCGCUACAGUGGCCGCACGCAGGCUCAGACCCGUCAGGCCAGCGCCCUCAUCGACCGCCCGGCGCCCUUCUUCGAGCGCUCCUCCAGCAAACGGUACACCAUGUCUCGCAGCCUUGAUGGAGAGUUCUCGCGCCCAGCCUCUGUCAGUGAGAACCACGAUGCCGGGGCGGAGGGUGAGAAGCAGGAUGAUGGUGAGUUUGGCAGCAGGAGACGGUCUGAAACGGAGGAUGAGGAGGUGACCACCCCGACAAAAAUCAAGGAGCUGAAGCCGGAGCACGAAACGACUCCCAGGCACAAGCAGGAGUUUUUAGACAAGCCAGAAGAUGUUUUGCUAAAGCAUCAGGCCAGCAUCAAUGAGCUGAAACGGACCCUGAAGGAGCCCAACAGCAAGCUGGUUCACAGAGAACGGGACAGGAGGCUGCCUUCUUCACCAGCCUCUUCCUCACCCAAGCAUGAGGAUGAAACACCAAAGGGAACGCCAGAAAAGGCCAGUGAGAGAGCAGGCUUGAGGGAGGGAGCCGAGGAGAAAGCUAAACCACCUCGGCACCGGGCUCCCGAGAGUGACACCGGUGAUGAGGAGCAGGACCAGGAGAAGGACUCGGUCUUUCUGAAGGACAACCACCUGGCCAUUGAACGCAAAUGCUCCAGCAUCACGGUCAGUUCUACCUCCAGCCUGGAAGCAGAAGUGGACUUCACAGUGAUCAGUGACUACCAUGGCACUGCCUUUGAGGACAUCUCCCGGAGCCUGCCCGAGCUGGACAAGGACAAGAGUGAAAUGGAAAACGAAAGCCUGGUUUCCUUCCAGCACACUGGCAAAGUAGUUGCUGGAUUGGAAGAGGAUGCCAAGGGCAGGGAAAAGGUCUCCCAGCCCAGCUCGGAUGUCUCCCAGCUAGAGUCGUCAUCCCCAAAAACAGAUGCUGAGACCACGGGCCUGGGGCUGGGCAUGAAGAAGCCUGAAGCAGACAGCUCCACUCCACACCAGGUGGAAGGAGGAGGCAGCCUGGGCAGCAGGGAGGCCACAGCCAUGGCUCAUGGUGGCACUGCAGAGACAGCUCUGGUGACCUCAGACCACAGCACCAAGGCUGGGAAAGGGACCGUUCCCUCCGCAGACCUUCGCUCCCUCUCACCGAUCACCAGCAGCUCUGCUGGGAAGGAAAUGCUCACCAGCAUAUUCAGUGCCACUGCUGAAACCCUCUCAACUUCCACUACUACCCAUGUUACCAAGACUGUGAAGGGAGGGUUUUCAGAGACCCGGAUAGAGAAACGCAUCAUUAUCACAGGAGAUGAAGAUGUGGACCAGGAUCAGGCACUGGCUUUAGCAAUCAAAGAGGCAAAAUUACAGCAUCCUGACAUGCUGGUAACCAAAGCUGUGGUAUACAGAGAAGAAACAGAACCUUCUCCAGAGGAAAGGGACAAGAAACCUCAGGAAUCUUGACCAACAAGUUGAUGGAAGUUGGCAUCUGUAUUCAAACCUGGAGAACAGCGGAGAAGGAGCCUUCAUGCUGGAUUUGUCAGCAAGAUACAGACAUCCUGGCUGCAAUGUUCAUGGCGAGAGACAAAAAUUAAAAAAAAAAAAAAGGAAUAGCAAAUAUAUAUUAUAUAUAUAUAUAUACAUACAUAUAUAUAUAUAUAAACAGGAAACAAAAUGCAUCCUUGCACUGCUGCUGUAUGCUGGAAAUGAAUAGCAAACAACACCACCAACAAACAAAGCCAA
This is a messenger RNA of Calypte anna (Anna's hummingbird), 3053 nucleotides long. RefSeq names its product erythrocyte membrane protein band 4.1 like 1 (gene EPB41L1). The transcript has 23 exons. Gene Ontology annotation, molecular function: structural molecule activity; actin binding. Gene Ontology annotation, biological process: cortical actin cytoskeleton organization. Lineage: Eukaryota; Metazoa; Chordata; Aves; Apodiformes; Trochilidae. The record is from RefSeq and is a predicted model, not a curated record. Gene Ontology annotation, cellular component: cytoskeleton; plasma membrane. Bases 162 to 2774 code for a protein of 870 amino acids.